Trichomonas vaginalis G3 is the source of this 576-nucleotide messenger RNA. Its product is annotated as organellar and viral DNA polymerase type B. The record is from RefSeq and is a predicted model, not a curated record. Lineage: Eukaryota; Parabasalia; Trichomonadida; Trichomonadidae. The transcript has a single exon. Gene Ontology annotation, molecular function: nucleotide binding; nucleic acid binding. The coding region runs from base 1 to 576 and encodes 191 amino acids.
AUGUCGAAGAGAAUAAUGUGUGAAGUAUUCUGUACUGCUGAGGACUUAGGAAUGGACAUCUUUUAUAGCGAUACCGACAGUAUGCAUCUCUACAAUGAAGAUAUCCCUCGUUUAGCUGAAGAGUUUGAGAAACGUUAUGGAAGAGUUCUCAUUGGUAAAAACCUUGGUCAAUUUCAUAGCGACUUUGCAGAAAUCACAAAAGAUAAACAAAGUUUAGCAUACAAGUCAAUAUUUUGUGGAAAGAAGACUUACAUAGACUUACUCACGAAUGAUUUAAAUGAAGUUGCAUUUCACUGCAGAAUGAAAGGCGUGAAGCAAGAUGUUAUUGCUUUAACCGCUAAUGAAAUGUUUCCUGACUCUGUUCAGUGUUUCUAUGAUGAAGAUAAAGGUUUAAUGGUUCCGCAAGGAAAAUUUGACAAAGACUCUGAGUUCAGUGUUAUGAAGUUAUAUAAAGCACUUUAUGACGGUCAAGAGAUUGGAUUUGACUUAUGUAAGUCUUCUAGUCCUUGCUUUGCUGAAAAGUUUAACUUCUCAAUAACGACUAAAACAAGCUUUAUUCGUAAGUUGAAGUUCUGA